Molecule: messenger RNA, 354 nt
Organism: Sorex araneus (European shrew)
Lineage: Eukaryota; Metazoa; Chordata; Mammalia; Eulipotyphla; Soricidae
Exons: 4
Coding region: 85-348 (87 amino acids)
Source: RefSeq, a predicted model, not a curated record
UUCCGGGGUGGAGCCAGAGAGGGCGGGGAGUUUAGGCAGCGCCGACCCCUCAGCCCCCUCCAGGAGCCGUUCGGAGCCCGGGACAUGUCGGGAUUGAGGCGAUACGAGGUGGCGCUGGAGGCGGAGGAGGAGAUCUACUGGGGCUGCUUCUACUUCUUCCCCUGGCUGCGCAUGUGGCGGAGGGAGCGGAGCUCGCCGCACCCCCGGGAGCAGAAACUGGAGCCGCUGCGUGGCCUGAUGAGCUGUUUAUCAAGUGGCCUGGGUCCCGCCCCGCAGCGCGCUGGACGAAGCCUCCCCCGCAGGCCCCCGACCGCCACUACUCAGCCAGCCAGUGCAUUAAAAAUUUAAACUCAA